GAUUCUUAUUAUACAGCGCAGAUUUCACCAAUUGAAAGACUGAAAAACAACUUUAAUUCUUAUCAUUUCAAUUUCCUAUUUGCCUAAUUCAGCUUCUGAAGAACUCGGAACAAUUUGAAGAUACAACUUGAGAUGGAGCAAGGAUCAGCUGAAAACUCGAGCGCAGCUUCUUCGGAGCAGAACAAGCAAUCCAACUUUGUCGGACCACGCUCAAGUUGUGAACUAAGUCAAGUUGUGCAUUUGUCGCCUCAAGGAUGCGCUAACGAUAAUGAAACGGGCUUCAGCUACGUUAACGAUGGUCAAAUAACUAAGUUCCAGCCAUCCGCUCUUGAGUUUCCGAAUUCUUCACAGAACAAGCAAGCAAAUGAUGCGGGACCAUCGCUUUUGAACGUUCCGUUUGCUGGGGAGCUGCUAGCACCAUCCGAGGCUGGAAACGAAGAUUUGUUCGCGGUCUACUUGAAAGGAAUUUCGCAUUCACGCGAGCAACAAAUGUUCCAACAAGAAAAUCAAGUGCCUAAGAGUACUGGUGAUGUCGUUGCUUCAGCCGAUAAUCAGUUAGUACUACAUGCUAGCAACAACCAAGUCAUGAACAACUCUUAUCUUGAUCAUCUGUCAAAUCUACCAACUGAAUCGCCUCUACCGCUAACGUUGUCUAAAUCCGGAGGCCAAUGGUCUGGAGCCUCUCAAAUUUCUGCACCAUAUGGAAACUUUAUGGGUGACUCAACCAUUAUAAACACAUUGCACUCCCAAUGGGCAACACAGGCACAUCCAACUCCAGUGAUGCAUGGAUCCUCAGUUCCAUUAAGACUGCUCGGAAUUAAUCAAGGCAUUCCAAGUCCGAUGAACGUCUCAAGCGGUUAUAACUUUGCAAACAGCAGCUCAGGUUUUCCCGGUAGCUUCUCAAAUUAUGGAAGUACCUUCAAUAUGGGUAGCGGCAGCUCAUACCGCCCUCAAAACCCUGUCGCUUCACGACAGAAGAGAAAAAUGCCCUGGCAGGAGGAUCUUGCUCCAAUUCAGAAAAGGUGGAACUCCAUCGUCAGAGGUGAUCUAGGACAAAGUUCACGCAGUUUUGUUUCUUCUGACGAAAGGUUCACAUUAUAUGAUAAAAGGUAUGAAGAAAUCGGUCUUCCUCUGGAUCCCCAUCUUCGCAUUUUCAAUGCAAGCAAGGGAAAUGGUGGUGCUGGAGGGUCAACAUAGCAAACCGACUUAUUUCUUGGCAAGGGCUUCAGAGUUGUGUUGGAGUGGCAGUUUGUUGAAUUUUUAAUCGUCUAUGGAUUGCGCGAAUUGUUGCAGAGUCGUACUUUUCUGAAACAUUAUUGCUUAUUUUCCUAAGUAUCGUGUGGGGAUUAUGAUUGUUUCAUUGUGAAAUAGAGUCAGUGUGUGCAGUUGUGAUUUGUGUUGUGAUGUUUCUCUGUAAGAUAGUUUGUCUGUGUGUAGUUUUGAUAUUGACUUAA
This is a messenger RNA of Sesamum indicum (sesame), 1454 nucleotides long. RefSeq lists its product as uncharacterized. Lineage: Eukaryota; Viridiplantae; Streptophyta; Magnoliopsida; Lamiales; Pedaliaceae. The record is from RefSeq and is a predicted model, not a curated record.